This is a messenger RNA of Tauraco erythrolophus (red-crested turaco), 1604 nucleotides long. RefSeq names its product coiled-coil domain containing 181 (gene CCDC181). Gene Ontology annotation, molecular function: microtubule binding. The record is from RefSeq and is a predicted model, not a curated record. NCBI's taxonomy places the organism in Eukaryota, Metazoa, Chordata, Aves, Musophagiformes, Musophagidae.
AGUAUUACUCUUAACACAUCACCAAAAUGAGUGAAAGGGAAGACCAAGGAGAUCCAGCAGAUAUGGAUGAUGAAACAGAAAGUGGAGAAUAUGAGGAUGACUUUGAAAAAGACCUUGAGUGGCUAACUGAUGAAGAAGAAAAAGAAAACCUUGGUGAAAGAGAGAAUCCUGAAAAAAAUGAAGAGGAUAUUGAAGCGCAGAUUGUUAAAGUUGCUGACAAAUUUGAGGAAGACAGUGACAAAAUGGAGGAAAAUUCAGAUCAGCUUUCAGAGCCAGAUGGAGAUGUGAAAGUGAGACCCUCUGAUGAAAGUUUGGAAACCAGGUCUGAUAUUAAACAGGCAGACCAUGUAUCUGAUACCGAUAGUGAAAGCUCUAUCCAGGAACCCAAGCUGGAAAACCAGCAGGAACUAGACGAGGAAGAGGAUGAAGAAAUAAAGCGUUACAUUUUGGAAAAGAUUGAAGAAGCCAACAAACUGCUGGAGAAUCAGGCUCCUGUGGAUCAGAACAGAGAACGCAAAUUAAAAUUUAAGGAUAAGUUGGUGGAUCUUGAAGUUCCUCCUCUAGAAGAUGCUGAAGUUUGUAAAACUGACCUUGCAAGAGGAGAUGAUGUUUCAAAUAGGCUAUCUCGGUUGCAUAUUUCUAAUGAAAUGGGACAGGAAAGCACAUCGCUUUCACCACGUGCUGGCGAGGAUGAGGAAAAGAAGGAUGGUAAAAUCCUAGUAGAAAAAGAUGGAAAGUUUGAACUCUUAAGUUUACGUGAUAUUGAAAGCCAGGGCUUUUUGCCUCCAAUAAGUGUUUCUUUUACUGAUAUUGAAACUCAACAUACAUCUCCAAAACCUUCACACUAUGAUUCUUUUGGUGCUGUCUCUCGAAUGAAGGAGGUACCUUCAGUAAGACCAGGAGCACAUUCUUUUUCUCCUGGUGGAGAAGAGUGUGUGUAUUUCCCUAAGCCUCCAUCUAACCCUAAGCGUCGUCCAAAUUCUGCUAUCAAUGCUGCAAGAGGUCUGGGAAAACGUAAGACUCCGCAGAGGACACAGUCUGCAAAUGUGCCCGUGAGAAGCUCCACUUACUGUCUUUCUCCCAGACAAAAAGAAUUGCGGAAGCAGCUAGAACAAAGGAAGGAAAAACUGAGGAAAGAGGAAGAAGAAAGGAAAAGGGAACAAGAAGAACAGAAGAGAAGAGAGAACGAGAUGGUUUUUAAAGCUUGGUUACAGAAGAAGAAAGAACAAGUGCAAGAAGAAAAGCGGAUUCGUCGUGCCAAGGAGCUAGAAGACUUGAACAGCAAAGAGAGGAACAGGAAUCCAGAAGAAGCCUUCAAGUUAUGGCUUAAAAAAAAGCACCAAGAACACAUGAAAGAAAAACAGGUAGAAAUUUUGAGACGCCAAGCUGAGGGAAUUGCCCUUUUCCCAAGAACAGAGGAAUGCAACAGAGCCUUUAAAGAAUGGCUAAAAAGAAAGAGAGAAGAAAAACGAGCAGAAGAACUAGCUGCCAAAGAGAGAGCAAGGCAGCUUAGGUUGGAAGCCAGAAGAGCAAAACAAAAGCAGAACAUCCACUGCAUUAAUUCAGAGUCUAAAUCCUUUCGCUUCACAGACCAUUACAGUUGA